AUGACACUUGCAAGAGGAUGUGAGUUUAAAGCUGUUUUUCUAUUAGGUUUAGCUUUGCUUUCAUAUGGCGUUCAAGGUGCUCGCCGUGGCCUUGCAGGCACUGAUCCUACAAUUUUUGAUGUUACACAAUAUGGUGCCCAGGCAGAUUGUAAGACUGAUAAUUCUAGGAUAUUCAUAAACACAUGGAAUGCAGCAUGCCAAUCAAGUGGGAUGGCCAAGCUUCUUAUCCCCAACGGGACAUUCUUGGUAGGGGAGGUCAUCUUCCAAGGACCGUGCAAAUGCUCAAAUCCCAUAACUAUUGAAGUUCAGGGAACGCUGUUGGCCAAGACUGAUCUCAGUGCUUAUCCUAGUGGACAAUGGUUCUUGUUCCGACAUGUUACUGGUCUCCUACUUACAGGCCAAGGAAGUUUUAAUGGACAAGGUGAGACUGCGUGGAAGUUCAACUCUGGAUCCCCGAAACUUCUCCCAAUUUCUAUCAAAAUCGACCACACAAACAAUACCCUUGUUCAGGGGAUCAAAUUGAUCAAUAGUAAAGGAUUUCACAUGAAAGUCACUAGCUGCAACAAUGUUACAGUCCAAGGCCUCAACAUAACUGCACCUGAUGAUAGCCCAAACACGGAUGGCAUCCAUAUUAGCCGUUCUGAUCUUGUCAAAAUCUCUAACACUGUCAUUGGAACCGGUGAUGACUGCAUUUCCAUUGGGGAAGGCUCCACCAACAUUUCAAUCUCUGGUAUUACUUGUGGACCUGGACAUGGCAUUAGCAUUGGCAGUCUUGGCAAAGUCAAGACUGAGAAGGAUGUGAAAGGAAUUGUUGUGACUAAUUGUACGUUAUCAAACACUGAAAAUGGUGCGAGGAUCAAAACCUUCGAAGAAUCACCAAAAACCCAAGCUUCCAACAUUGUUUUUGAGGAUAUAGUCAUGAAUAAUGUCCGAAAUCCAAUUAUCAUCGAUCAGCAUUACAUGUGCAAGAAUAAGAACAAAGGGCCAUCCAAUGUGAAGAUCAGUAAUGUUCACUACAAGAACAUAAGGGGUACCACGGUUUCGAAUGUUGCAGUGGCACUUAAUUGCAGUGAAGCAGUACCUUGUGAAGGCGUUGAACUGGUCGACAUUGAUCUCAAAUCUAGCGGCAUUUCUGAAAAAAUCGAAAGCCAGUCGACUAUUUCAGGUUUAUGUUCUAAUGCUAAAGCAACCUUCAGUGGUAAACAAAACCCCUCGGCUUGCACGUAG
Messenger RNA from Cornus florida, 1227 nucleotides. Its product is annotated as exopolygalacturonase clone GBGE184-like. Gene Ontology annotation, molecular function: polygalacturonase activity. The transcript is spliced from 5 exons. Gene Ontology annotation, biological process: carbohydrate metabolic process. The record is from RefSeq and is a predicted model, not a curated record. Lineage: Eukaryota; Viridiplantae; Streptophyta; Magnoliopsida; Cornales; Cornaceae. The coding region runs from base 1 to 1227 and encodes 408 amino acids.